This is a messenger RNA of Rubroshorea leprosula, 2115 nucleotides long. Lineage: Eukaryota; Viridiplantae; Streptophyta; Magnoliopsida; Malvales; Dipterocarpaceae. The record is from the annotation of a GenBank genome assembly.
AUCCAAGGUUCACAUUUAUUAUUAUUAGAUUAGAUUUGAAAACACACAAACUAGAAUAGAAAGAGAUUUACUCUCUCGAUGUCCAUUGCUUUCAACCCCUGUUCUAGCUCACAAGAAACAGAUCUCUUGACUCGUUCUGUGAAACGAAUCAAGGGAGACGAAAAUCAUUCGAUCGUUGAAGAUUUUUUGAUGCAGGAACCGAUGGAGCGACCUAUCUCGUACAAGGAUAUGGUCUCAGCCCAAGAACCAACUUCAAUUAUCUGCGACAGCUCUUCGCGUGAUGACUUCUUGGAAGAGGACUCAGACAUGGAAGAUGAUGGGUCUAUCCCCACAAUCCUUAUCUCCAAGGAAGAAAAGAGGAGGAUCACAUCCCCAUGGCUCAACUCGAUCAUCAUCAAAGCCUUUGGAACAGACAGAGCUGGAUAUAAUUUUAUCCUCCCAAGAAUUAAAGCUCAAUGGAAACCCAAGGCGAAAAUGGAUUGUAUUGACUUAGGACUUGAUUUUUUCCUCAUACGCUUUCAAGAUAGAGAUGAUCUGAACAAAGUCCUUCACAGGGGACCACGGUUUGUCGGUCCUUAUUUCCUGACUAUUAGGAAAUGGGAACCAGCUUUUAAUCCAGAAAAGGCUACGUUCAAAACAACGGCAAUCUGGGCUAGACUCCCAAGAUUACCUAUUGAAUACUAUGACUUUAAAAUUCUAGAAAGGAUUGGCAAGAUGUUGGGCACUCCACUGAGAAUUGAUGCUCAUACUGCACAUCAAUCCAGGGGACAAUAUGCCCGUAUUUGUAUCCAAGUUGAUCUUGAUGAACCACUUGUUCCAUGUGUUCGUAUCGGAAAUCAUAUUCAAAAGGUUCUGUAUGAAGGCCCAGUUUCAUUAUGUUUCUCAUGUGGUUGUGUUGGUCACAAAGAAAACCACUGUCCUCUACAGUUUUCUGAGAUCAACCCUCCUAAUGAGGAAACUGCCAUCAACUCACAGCUCCCCUCUGAAUCAGAAAAUGUUCAGGAUAUUGGAAUUACAGAAUCUCAAAGCUUUGGCCCUUGGAUGUUGGUAGAGAGGAAGCGAUCCAAAAAGAAACCAAGUACUAGCUUUAAAGCUGGCCAAUCAAAUAUUUCGAUGGAAAAACAGAGCAACCAUCCUCAAGCAAACUCAGUGAGUGGACCCAGCGGGUUGAGAGUCGGGUCAAGGGCACAUAUUUCAAAAGGGAGCGUCAGAGUUGACAGUGCAUUAAAUGAGACUACCGUUAUGCCAAACGGUCUGAAUCCCUCUCCUCACCAAAAGAACCAACAAUGUCCAGCUCCAAAUGGUGGUCCCAACAUAGGAAAGGCCCAAAUACCCCAACAAACCCAGCCCAUCCACAAAGGAGAUAAGGUUCAAGAUAAGAUUUCUUCUACCCCUACUCCCACACGUGGAAAGACCUCUUUCACAAAAAAUUCUACCAACCACAACAAAAACCAAACCAAUGUCAAGAGUAUUUCGUCUGAAAGAUCAAGCACCUCCAAUCUAGUUUUGGAUAAUGGAUCCAACAACAUUCACCAUGCUCAGCCUUACAUGGGAUGUCUAUUUGGUCAACAACAACAAAAUCCUACGAAUGGAGGAUGCUCUCUCACUGAUUCUGGAAAAGAACCCAACUCCAAUCGAGGGUUGGUCGGUCGAGGAGAUGAAGACAUGCUAGCUCAAACCGAUCUUGGUAAAGAAAAGUGUGGACCUUAUGCCAUUUCUUCCCCCACCUCAAAUGCAAGAGUGGAUCCCACUUCUGCAACAUCUUCAGGCCCCAAAUUUGUGCAUUCAGGAGUUGGGAAGAUGGAUCUUGACGACAGAGAUGGUUCAUUGGGACGAAUGGUUAGAACCGAUCUCACCGAAGGUAGCUUCAUUCCAAGUGGAUCACCCAUUUCUACACCAACUCAGGAUGAUAGGAUGCAUGAAGACAGUGCAUUUGAUAACCCAAAGGGAGCAGAUCUAGCACUCCAAUGAGUUUCAAUACAAGCAACUUGUUCUGCCGUACUAUUUUUCGGAUGUCAACCUGAUGGUGAUGAACAAGGACGGUCAACCAGUAUGGAUGCAAGAACUGGCCCGAUGGAUGAUGACUACCUUCAGUAAGAAAGUGUGGACUAUGAA